Molecule: messenger RNA, 4753 nt
Organism: Astyanax mexicanus (Mexican tetra)
Lineage: Eukaryota; Metazoa; Chordata; Actinopteri; Characiformes; Acestrorhamphidae
Product: neurotrypsin
Exons: 14
Coding region: 307-2814 (835 amino acids)
Biological process (GO): proteolysis
Cellular component (GO): membrane
Molecular function (GO): serine-type endopeptidase activity
Source: RefSeq, a predicted model, not a curated record
UCUUCUCAUUUCUGCGCGCGGCGCCUCGGGAGCGCUCCUCGUGCGGAUCGGCGAGUUUUGUUUGUUUUGUUUUGACUGAGUUCGCGGCUCGACUUCCUGACGAGUUUGGGAAAGGAAGGAUCUCUCUCUCUCUCUCUCUCUCUCUCUUUGCUCUCUCUCUCUCUCUCUCUCUCUCUCUCUCUCUCUCUCUCUGUGUGGGUAGUGGUGCUGCUCUGGGUGCUCUGGGCGGACUGUAGGCAGGGCAGUACAGGCUGUGGUAGUAGCGGGGAGUCAUGGGGCAGAGCUGUGAACGCGGCCGCUGACAGGAUGUCCGCCCGGAGCGCUGGAGGAGUUCCCGCGGUGCUCGCGCUGUGCUGUGCGCUGCUGCUGCAGGUCCUGGGUCAGGUUACACGAAAAGACAGCUACCUGAACACUGUGCAGAGUUCAGGCCCACUGUCCUGCUCUGAGGGCUUCACAGAGCUGGGCUACUAUAACGGCUCCGUGUCACAAACAGACUCAGGCUCUCCCUGCUUGAAAUGGACUGAAUUCCCGGAUUAUAUGCAGCAGUACCCGGACAGAGGGCUCGGCGAUCACAGCUACUGCAGAAACCCUGACCGUGAGGCCAACCCCUGGUGCUUCUUCAGACAACGCUCUGGAGCCAUCGGCUGGGCCUUCUGCGACUGCCACCAAGGUGCGGCCAGGCUUAUCGGGGGUCAGUCGAAUAAGAGUGGUCGACUGGAGGUUUAUCUGAAUGGACGAUGGGGAACAGUGUGUGACACGCACCUAACUGACCGAGACGCAAGUGUCAUCUGCCGACAGCUUGGACUUGGGGAAAUCGGCACUGCCCUCCAGCACUCCUACUUUGGACCAGGUUCUGGACUCUUCCAUUACGAACGCCUCAGCUGCCGUGGGAACGAGAACUCUCUACUAGAGUGCAAAAGCCGCAAGUUUGUCUCUGGUGAUUGCAACCAUGGAAAUGAGGCUGGAGUGGUGUGUGCGGCACCUGAGGGCAAUGGCACCCCCUUGAGGCUGGUCGGAGGGCUGGAAGAAUUUGAGGGACGAGUGGAAGUUUAUCAUAAUGGAAAAUGGGGCACAAUCUGUGAUGACCACUGGGAUGACAUUGAUGCUGAAGUGGUCUGCAGACAGCUGGGACUGGGUGGCGUGCCAAAGGCAUGGACGUGGUCUCAUUUUGGCAAGGGCUCAGGGCCCAUUCUGCUGGAUGGGGUACAGUGCACAGGAAAUGAGCUCUCUUUGGAGGAGUGUCCUCACAUGCCCUGGGGUCAGCACAACUGUGACCACAUGGAGGAUGCUGGGGUGUCCUGUAACCCGUACACAGAUGGUGUGCUACGUCUGGUGGGAGCAGAUGGACCCUGGGAGGGACGCCUGGAAAUCUAUCACUCUGGAGAGUGGGGCACAGUGUGUGAUGACAACUGGACUGAGCACCAUGCCCAAGUAGUGUGUCGGCAACUUGGCUACAGCAGAGGGCGUGCUGAGGUGGCUCCAGAUGGUGCGUACGAGGAGGGCACAGGGAUGAUCCUGCUGGAUGAAGUGAAAUGUAGGGGGGAUGAGAGAUCCCUGCUGGAGUGUGAGCAUGCAGUGUGGGGGCGUCACGACUGCUCCCACAGUGAGGACGUGGGGAUACGCUGUGAGAGAGCGGUCGAGACUAAUGACGUACCUGCUGUUCCUCCAGUUGCAGGUCCUCUGGUGCGGCUGGUGGCUGGAGAAAGUCGGAAAGAGGGCAGAGUUGAAGUCUUCAUUAACGGCCUUUGGGGCAGUGUGUGUGAUGAUGGCUGGAAUGAUAUCAAUGCUGGUGUGGUCUGCAGGCAGCUGGGCUUUGUUGGCAUGUCUAAGGCUCGUUCUAUGGCCUAUUUUGGGGAGGGUCAGGGUCCAAUCCACCUGGACAAUGUGAGAUGUGUGGGCACAGAGUCGUCUUUGGGCGAGUGUCCGGCUGACGGUCCGAACACACACGACUGCAGACACAGCGAGGAUGCAGGGGUCAUCUGCGACUACGUCUCACAGCCAGCAGACGACAGCAGCAUGGCUAUGCAGUCAUGCGGCCUCAGGCCCAACACACAGCGGCGCAGGAGGCGGAUCAUCGGAGGAGACAAAUCGUUAAGGGGCGACUGGCCAUGGCAGGUGUCUCUGUGGCUGAGGGCUCAGUCCAAAAGGAAUCAUCCACUGUGUGGAGCUACACUCAUCAACUCCUGCUGGGUCGUCACUGCUGCUCAUUGCUUUAAGAGGUUUGGCACUGAUCCCUCUCGCUACAUUCUGCGGUUGGGAGAUUACCACACGGAGGAGAGGGAUGAUUUUGAGCGCACUCUGUCUCCUGAGCGUAUUGAGCUCCACAGCAAGUACCACAGCCAGGGCUGGGAGAAUGAUAUCGCAUUGGUGAGGCUGAAGGGCACAGACGGGAACUGUGUGUCCUUUAACCCUCACACCAACGCUGCCUGCCUUCCUAAUCAGAGUGCCAAGAAGGUCAAGAGACCUGCUGCUUGUGUCAUUACAGGCUGGGGAGUUACAGACUCAGAGUACUCUCGGACCCUGCUGCAGGCCUGGCUUCCACUGCUGCCUUCCGGGAAGUGCAAGAAGCGCUACGGCAGCCGCUUCACUAGUCGCAUGCUGUGUGCUGGCAGCCUGUCAAACCACCGUCGUGUGGACAGUUGCCAGGGAGACAGUGGAGGCCCGUUGGUAUGUCAGGGCACAAACGGGCGCUGGACGCUAACGGGGGUCAUUUCCUGGGGUCAUGGCUGCGGUGACCCCAGCUAUCCUGGGGUUUACACCCGCGUCAGCAGAUUCUUAAAGUGGAUUGAGAAGGUCACCCAAGCUCCUUCUUAAGUCUGGGGUUACAGUGUUGCAAUGGCUUGUGUGUUGUUAAUGUACAGUACUUUACUGUAAAGUAUGUGAUGCCUUUGAGGGGAUUAAGGCUGAACUGUGGUUCACGGUCAGGAGAGAUGACCUCAUUUUUGCACAUUCUACAGCUCAUAGCAUCCCAUUUUUUAUUUUCAAACUUUUCUACUUGACUGCACUUGAAGUGAAGGCCACGAGGAAGAGGAAGUCGUAUAUCUCAGCCAUGUGAUUGACAUUAUUGAGGGAAGGUCACACUGAGUGUGCAGAAUGCUCAAGAUUGACCUAGCCUUGGUUGAAAAGAGUGUAUAUAAAGAUUGUGUAGAUACUAUAAAACCAUGUUGCACUACAAUGCAUGCCAUAUUAGUGGAACAUUUGCAGAUGUUCUUUAUGUUUUACACUUAUUUUAUAUGUAUCUAAGUACUGGUGGUCAACAGGCUUCAUGUUUCUGGGUUCUGAGUGGAUUCUGCUUCAAUUCAUCAACAUUCCAGGAGAGCUGGCACACUUCAUUGAUCCUCAGUCCUCAGACUGUGAUUCCUACUCAUUUCACAGCUCUACUUCACAAAUGCCGUAAGAAUAUUGAAAUAAAUUAACAUGCACUCAUUGACAGAAAAUAAUGCAUACCAAGUUGCUGCUAAACUCAGCAUGCAGUUAUCUUUCAGGCAGAUAUGUAAAUGAUUACAGGUGUGAUCUGAUUAGACACUGGGUCUGUCCACAAGAGGGCGAAAAAUUGUUUCCCAUGCUGACUGAUAAAAAGGCUCUCACAAAAGCUGCUGUUGGGUAAUGUACCUUUUGGUACAAUGCUAAAUGCCUCUAUAAAGCACUUUUGCAUUUUGCCCAGUUAAUAGAGUUUUAGAAGGGGUGUAUCAUUGGACUGAGAGAAGCAGGGUGGUUGUUUUGCCAGACUGCCCACCAUCUAGGCUCUUUGUCAGCCUGACACCAUUGCUAUUGUUUUCAACUGUGUUAGAAAUGAGAAACCUGGAUCCAUAUUACCUUUAGCAACAAAUUCAGGUUCAGUUUGGGAUCCAGUGACAGUCAGGUCCUGUGAUUAUUUCAGGAAACUUUCAGCAGGAUAAUGCUCACUCACACACAGUAAGUGUUUGCAAGGUUUUAACACUCUCUAUUGCCUGCGUGGUUGCCAGAUUUAUUAUCAGACCAAUUGGGAUACCAACUUGAGCAACCUACAAGUGUACAUGAUCUUUAGGCCCAGCUGCAAUAUCUGUGGGCAACCCAACAGGGUACUACAGUCUAAUUUCCUUCCUUUUUCCAUUUUUUUCCCAAUAAACGUAUUCUUGCACUCUGAUAUUGCAGUCACAUAUAUUAACAUUACAAUCACACAUGUACAGUUUCAUUUAAUCCCAGCAACUACAUCUUGGUGUACUAUUUAUUGUGAAUGAGUGUAUGCAAUUUUGAAACACAUGUGAGUCUGCGGGGGCAAUGUAAUGUAAAAAAAAAACAGGUUUAAUGAUGCUACAUUAUAUAUACAUGAUCUAUCUGUUUAUAUUGUAUUUGGAAUAUGUACCAGGUUUAAUUUGCGGCAAGUAGCAGAACUCACAUUACUGUGUAGCACAAUGAAACACCGGAAGACCAACCCACAUACGCAACCACAUCUUGUGCCUAAUAUUUAACCACUCUUAAAUUCUACAGUUCUGAUAAAGACCUCUAGGAAAGGGGUCCUUUUUAGACGUAAGGUCCAUGUGCCAUAUGUGUGUAGAAGACAGUAUACAGGUCCAUUGGAAUGAAGUGGAGAACCAUCAUCCAGCAAUAUUGCACUUUACUGUACUGUAUUGUGUUAUCAAGUCUGUGUUACAAUGCAAAACUGUUUCUGUUGCCAAAUGAUGAUUUUGAAUUGUAUUAUUUAUUUAAGUGAAAUGUCAUUAGCAACCAUACUCUUAUACAAACAUGAGAAAUAAAUCCUGUUUCUGUGAAA